AUGGAACUACCCCUGCUGUGCGCGCUGGUGGUGUUUGCUGGUGUAACUCCAACCCAGGGCGGGCUUCUGAACCUGAACAAGAUGGUCAAACAAGUGACCGGGAAGACACCCCUCACCUCCUAUUGGUACUACGGCUGUCACUGUGGACGUGGUGGAAAAGGCCAACCCCUCGAUGCCACGGACUGGUGCUGCCAUGCUCACGACUGCUGCUAUCGUCACCUGAAGCUCCACCAUUGCCAUUACUUCAGGGACCAUUACAACUACACCUUUUCCCAGGGGGACAUCCAGUGCUCUGACAAAGGGAGCUGGUGUGAGCAGCAGCUGUGCGACUGUGACAAGGAGGUGGCCUUCUGCCUGAAGCGUCAGCUGGGCACCUACCAGAAGAAGCUCCGUCUCGUCCGUUUCUCCAGGUCCCGCUGCAAGGGCCAAACCCCUACGUGCUAG
Myotis lucifugus (little brown bat) is the source of this 444-nucleotide messenger RNA. It is a transcript of the gene PLA2G2D, whose product is annotated as phospholipase A2 group IID. Gene Ontology annotation, biological process: lipid catabolic process; phospholipid metabolic process; arachidonate secretion. Gene Ontology annotation, molecular function: phospholipid binding; calcium ion binding. NCBI's taxonomy places the organism in Eukaryota, Metazoa, Chordata, Mammalia, Chiroptera, Vespertilionidae. The transcript has 4 exons. Bases 1 to 444 code for a protein of 147 amino acids. The record is from RefSeq and is a predicted model, not a curated record.